Molecule: messenger RNA, 1960 nt
Organism: Coregonus sp. 'balchen'
Lineage: Eukaryota; Metazoa; Chordata; Actinopteri; Salmoniformes; Salmonidae
Source: the annotation of a GenBank genome assembly
AUGGUGUUUUUGACUUUAUCUUGCUGGAUCCGCAAUCGUGGGCCUGAUCGAUAUUGGAAGGUUCAAGAAGUUCUCAGUAAUGCACGGGUAAGUUAGCACUGUAGCUACUAGUUAGCUAGCCACUGACAGCCAGUUAGCUAGCAGCUAGCCCUGUUAGUUAACUAGCUAGUUAUUAUAUUUAAUUGACUUUACGUAAUUUAGCUGCUUUGUAUGCAACCUUUACUCACCGUAGUGACAGUUUCACACUGCAGGUGACUCAUCAGUUAACGUUAUAUAGCUAGCUAGUUAUGAAGCUAGUUAAGAGCCAUCUAGGUAAAGACGAAGCAUUUCGGCUAGUUUCUCAAAUAGCUGGCUGGUACUCGUUUCAGGGCUAUUCUCAUUCCAAGGAGAGGAGGACUGUGCCAAUUCUAGGCCUGUUAUAGCUACAUGUAGCUAGGCCUACUCACCUCUUGCAUAUGUCAUGCAGAUACAGUGUACAAGUCAAGUGUGGUAACGUUAUAGCUAACGUUAGUUGUCUUUAGUUAGUUAACAAACUAGCUAGGUGGUUAAGAAACGAAGAUGUUUCCACAUUUUACCUGAGUACUAGAGGUCAUCAUCAGCCAAUUAACGUUAAUGAAGUAAAAACGAAUCUACCUUUCCAUUUGGGUUCAAUUAAAUUCCAUUUUAAUCCUGGGGAUGAAUUAAAAUUGUGCAAUGUUAUUUACAUGGACUUUAACAUUAAUUAAUUAAAAUUCACUUCCUGUAUUGUCAGAGUUAAAAUGAACCCUUUUUGCCCAUUCCCAUCAUCUGUAUUUCUCUUCCCCUAUCUGUGUGUCCAUUAGCACUUCAGAGGUAGAAAGAACAGAUGCUACAGCCUGGCAGUGAGGGCAGUACGAAGGGCCUUUGUAUAUGCUACCAAGGCUCGCAAAAUAAAACGACGUAACAUGCGUACGGUAAGAGCAUGUUCAGAAUUAUAGCCAUGUCAUUGAUACAUCUAAUCUGAUGUGCUAGCUAUGCUAUACCCUGGAUCUAUAUGUGCACCCUGACAUGUCAUCAAGAUCUCUCCUCUCUCAUCCUUAUGAUAAUCAGCUACAUGUAGAUGACUGCUAUUGUGUGAUCCUAAAACUGUCUUUCAUCAGUUAUGGAUCUCACGUAUCGCGGCAGCAUCACGGGAGCACGGCAUGAAGUACCCUGCCCUUAUGCACAACCUGGUGAAGGUCAGUACAGUAGGCCUACAGUAUAUGUCUUAACCUAGUUACCACUCUGUCUCUCAGUUCCAGCUCAUAAUAUGCCAUUUAGCAGACGCUUUUAUCCAAAGCGACUUACAGUCAUGCGUGCAUACAUUUUUGUGUAUGGGUGGUCCCGGGGAUCGAACCCACUACCUUGGCGUUACAGGCGCCGUGCUCUACCAGCUGAGCUACAGAGGACCACAUGAGAAUUCAGUACACUGCUGUAUGGCAUUUUUGUUCCCAAGGUUUGAUUUACAAUGGUGCUCUAAUAUGAGGGCAACCACAUGUAAUCAGAGCACAGAAAAUACUUAGAAAAUAAAAAUAUUAGCUGGAGGGGAUUCACUGAAAAUGUUAUAUAUUAAUAACAAAUAGGGAUGAAUGGUACAAAUAGAAUGUUGUUACAUUAUUGAUUGUAUAUACUGAACUAUAAAAACCCUAUGCACUACCCUCUCAUCCCACUCCUUUGUCCUUAAUGUUGUAACUCAAAUCCUCUCUCAUCCUUUUCUAAGAUCUCCUUAGAUUUUUGUUAGUUCAAGGUGUAUAUAUAUUUACACUUUUACUCUUCUCUCCCGUUACAGAGUAGUGUUGAGGUGAAUCGACGUGUUCUGAGCGACCUUGCCAUCACAGAACCUAAGUCAUUCCUAUCUCUUGCAAAGCUGGCCAGGGCAAGGCAACAGGAGGGAUUCGGUGCAGCGCUGGGCGAUGGCAAAGAGCCUCCUGGUGUCUUCUCACGCAUUGUCACGCUACAGUGA